Molecule: messenger RNA, 3983 nt
Organism: Copidosoma floridanum
Lineage: Eukaryota; Metazoa; Arthropoda; Insecta; Hymenoptera; Encyrtidae
Biological process (GO): nucleosome assembly
Cellular component (GO): CAF-1 complex; nucleus
Source: RefSeq, a predicted model, not a curated record
CGUCUUGCCCGACACCAGGUUCUGGUUGAUUUUGUGGUUGGUUGACCUAGUGAAAAAAGUGUUGAUUAGUAAUCGCGUAACAUUAGCGCAAACGGGCUUCUCCGGCUCGGUAAUAUACACUUCGGAAUCUUAAACGAUCGUCCUGGUACUGGGAGAUGGAAUCGCAGUGCCCACGUAUUCAAGUCUUCCUUUGCUAAGUUUAAUUAUCUUAUCACCUUUGGCAAAAGUGCUCGCAAAACCUCUCGCCUCCACCGUAAAAAGGAAUGAAAAUUAUGGAAGUAUCCAGUGAUGAUGAAUGCCAAAUUGAAGAAGUUAUUGAUACAACCUCAAAAGAAGUAUCAAAACAAGAGAGGUUACCUUUCAAAACGUUGAGUUCUGACACAUCAGUUCCUAACAAAAAAAGAAAACAAGUGGUAUCGCCUUGUGUUAGAAAGCCUAAGAUAGCCAAGGUAAAUACAAAGGAGAAUUCCCCCAAAACAUCAAAUAAGACUGAAAAGGAAGAAAUUAUUAUUGUUGAGGAUGAAGGAGAUGUAAAAGAUGAUAAAAAGGACAAGAAAGUUGAGGAAGCUAAAAAUGUCACUAUUAGCUCAAAACAGACUGAUAGCAAGAAAAAGAAAUCCAUUGGUGGAAAAACUCCAAAAGCUAAGAAAUCAGAAUCUAAAAUUCAGUUGACCCCAGUGACAAAGUUUUUCAAGAAGAUCGAUGAUAAGGAUAAGGUUGGAAAAAAUGAGGUGCAAACUGAAGCUUCAAAUAGUGAAGAAUCAACAAAAGAAAGUGUACAGUGUAGCCAGAUAAUUGAUGUAUCAGAUAAUUCAAAUGACCAUUGUGGUCAACAAGAAAAAGAAAGCAGUAAAAAUCUUGGUAAAAAGGAUGAUGACAUCAAGUUGAAAAAUAAGGAAAAUGAACCUAGCGAUCAGGAUUCUUUCUCCAGUGAUGAAGACGAGCAAGAAAGUGUGGAACCAUCUAGCGUCAAGGAUGAUGAAAAUAUGGAUGCUGACUCUGAUGUAUGUUUAGAUGUAGAUUCAUCCUCAGACACGGACAAAAGGACAGAACACGAAGACACGGAUAGCAAAGAUGACGUUAACAGGAAUUCGGCCAAAAAGUCGAAAUCGAGUAGCAAGUUAUCUGACCUGUCUAUAACGAAGAAACUUACUCCAAAGCAAAUAGAAAAAAAACGCGAGUCCAUGAAAAAACGUGAAAUGCGAGAGAAGCAGAGAUUUGAGAGAGAAAAAAAAUUGCAAGAAGAACGUGAAAACAGAAAAAAAGAAAAGGAGGAAAAAAAACGGGAACGCGAAGAAAAAGAUAAAGCCUUGAAAGAACAAAAAAAAAAAGAAAAGGAAGAGAGAGAACAAAAAAAACUAGCGGAACUUGAGCAAAAGCAAAAGGAAAAAGAGGCCAAGGAAGAGGAUCGUCGUAAGCGGGAAGAAGCAAAGGAGGAAGAAAGGAAACGAAAAGAGGAAGAAAAGCUAGAGGCUGAAAGAAAAAAACAAAAGGCAGCCUCAAAUUUUGUAAGCUUCUUUGUAUCGAAAAAACCGACUGAAACGAAACCUGCAGAAGUGGAGACCAAAGUCGUGCAGAGUAAUUUCAUGCCUUUUGAAGUGAAAGUCGACAUGAGAACAGCUCCUGUUACAAGACGAAAACUGUCAAACGGGGAAAAAUCAGAGCUCGACAAGCUUAUGUCUGAAAGUAUCAAAAACGUAUCUGAGUUGUACAUAAAUGAACUGAGAAGUAAAAAGUUUUGUGUCAGAAAGUCUGGUAAGACGUGGCCUGUAGAGGCAAAUGACGACGUAGUAAUAAUAGAGGGUGAAGAGGAAACUAGUGCAAACGUUGUUCAAGCAAGCCAAAAAGCAGCUAACAAACAUCGUGCCAAACUGUUUCUCUUCAAUGAGAAUCGUCGACCACCAUACUGGGGAACGUGGAGGAAAAAGAGUAAAUUAAUCCGGCCACGCCGACCAUUUGUCAUAGAUACUAAAUGGUUUGAUUACGAAGUCGACUCGGAUGACGAGUGGGAGGAGGAAGAACCGGGAGAAUCGCUGCGCGGUUCCGACGAUGAGAAAGAGGAAGAUCCGGAAGACAACGAGUACGACGUGGACAACGACUUUAUGGUCCCUCACGGAUACUUAUCCGAGGAGGAAAUUAUGGCUGACGAAGAGGAAGGCGAAGAAGACGAUGAUCUGAAUCCAGAGAGACAGAAGACGAAACUAAAGAUCCUGAACGAGCAGUUCGAGGCGGAACGAAAGCAAAAGACCACAAAGCUCAAUCCAAAAGUGAUCGGAUGCUGUUGGCUACAAGCGGACAAUACGUAUCCCGAGAACACUCCGGACUCUGUGGUUAGAUUUUUAACUGUACGGCAGGCGUGGGCGCGUGCGAUUCCUUUGUCGCUGACAGCACCAGCCGAGGGCGACCUCAGCGAGAACACAGCGUGGUCGGCCAAACACGCAGCGACAAGUGCGCGCAACGCGGAAACCCUGGAGGAGGCGGUGCCUGAUCUCAUCCGUUUGGUCCACGGCAACACCAAUGCCCAAAAGUUCCUGAUGAAAGAGUUCCUCGAGUUCUGGUACAAGGUUAAGGAGGACAAGAGGCCACUGACGAAGAUGAAGCUGAAAGAGAAGAUACGCGAACUAGCCACCUAUACGCCCUGUCCCGAGCCUGGCCCACUGCACGAGAAGUCGAUGUGGUACGUGCCGGAAGAAGUGCGCAAAAAGUACCUGGGCGACGAGACACUGAGCUUGCCAAACUGCUGGACGUACUGCCUUACGCCGAAAAAAAAAGUCAAACAACCGCAGUCCGAGGUGAAAGAGAAACAGCCCCUGGAGAAGAGCGAAGACGUCAAGGAGAAGAAAAAUACGCCGCGCAUCACGCAGUUCACCAAGACCCUCACUGCCGAGGAGAUGCAGAAACAGUUGACCGAGAAGCCGGCCACGGUCUCCACGGCCAAGACCACCACACCACCCAUGACCAAACUACCAAAACGCGUAGCACUCGUUUCUCUACCGAGGCUGGAAUACCCGCUCAAGUCGCCAAGGGUUAGUUUGAUUAAUAAAUUCGUAACGAGUAGUUCCAGUGCAGCUGGUGAUAAAAAAGUAGUGCAAACGCCAAACGAAGAUUCGGAUGAUGGCGAUGACGUUCGAAUCAUCGACGAUAACGACGAUGUCAAUGUCGAUACGUCGAUCAAAUCCGAGUGUAAAGAAAUAAGUAAGAGUGCCUCAACGGAUAGUCCUCAAUUAAAGGGCGAUGCCAACGAUACUGCGCCGAGCGAUAAAACCAAUGAAAAAUCCGACAAUACGUCUUGUUCUGAUGUCGAAAUAAUGGAGAAUUUUUUUUUUUUUUUUUUUUUUUUUUUUUUUUUUUUAUAAUGACUACCUCUUCUGUAAUAUAUAGAUGUAUUUAUAAGGCACAAGAUGCCGACUAUGCAUAGUUGAAGUCUUUUUUAUUAAAAAAUUAAUGUUAAUCAGGACUAAAUCAAACUAAUGUUAUCCUUAGUUGUCAUAUUCGUUUAUUUCUUUGAUGAAAAUCAAUGAAAAAUCAUCGCUGCAGAACAAAUUUUUUUACUGUAAUUUUUUUCUCCACGUAUAACGUCAAUUCUUAGCAAGAACUUGAAAAAGCAUUCCGAUAGCUGUUGAAGCUCGACGUAAGAGACAAUGGUAUUUUUCAUACAAAUUUUGUAAAAAUAUUUUUGUAACUUGUCUUGGAGUAAUAGUAUUUUCCCCUCGUAUGUAUUUUAUACCGAUGUUAUUGGAUUCCAGUGCCUUGAUGAAUGAGGAAUCGAUUGUUAUUGUACUGUUGCAACUGGUAAUUUGAAAAGUUUCUUCACUGAAAAUUAUUUUAUACCCGUGUUGUUCUCGAGCCUUAUGUUAAUACUUAUCUAGUAUAAAAAAAAAAAAAAAAAAAAAAAAUUAAUUGAACACCUGUCUUUGAAAGAUGGUUCUCUUUUUCAUAAGAAUUCUUAAUAUUUAUAAAAUGAUUCUAUUUAACCACAAUCA